AUGGUAACCAAAAUAAAUGAUUUUCUUUCAUUAUUCAAAAUAUUUCUAUUUACUUUAUUAAUAUGGAUUACGUAUUUCUCCAAUCAACCCUCUAUUUUGAGAAUCUCACGGGACAAGAAUAGCCAGUUCGUCACUCUAUUCACACUUAGAGCUACAAGGGUAUUAGGUGAAUUGAGUCAAUCAGAAAUAUUUAAUACACACAAAACUGGCAUUAUUCAGAAUGAAUCUGAUAUAGAGAAGGAAAACGAAAAACACAGAUUGUUCAAGGCAUUAGUCGAAGCCUCAAAAUCAUCACAAGACAAAGACGAUCCAUACAACAUAAAAACAAAAUUAAAAGCCUUCAAAUAUGGUGUUAGUGUCAAAAACCUCAUUAAAAAAUUAGAAGGCUUUGUCCAUGUCGAUUAUGUAGUUAAUGAAUUACAAAAAGAUCAUAGUAUUAAACAAUUACUUGUAGAAUUACAGGAUUUUAAUGGAUUUUACGAUUUAAUUAUUGUAUUAAAAUAUUCAGAUGAUCCCGAAUUAAAUAAACUGCUAUUUACUUCUAACAAUUUGGAAAAAUUGCUUUUUGUAUUAAAUUAUUUCAAUAAUGCUUGCAAAUUUGUAAAUGGUGAAUAUGUUUUAGACGAUGGGAGAAGCAUAGGGCGUUCCAUGCACAAAAAAAAACCAAUUCCAGUGUUAUCCUUUUUAUUUAAAAUAAUAAACAAUUUUUAUGAUAAAAUCAUGUUAAGUGGCGCCCUAAAAUUAUAUAAAACAUACAAACUGGGAAGUUGGGUUAACAAAGUGGCUUCAACUAUUGUUUUUCUCUCUAAAAUGCUAAUUCCUGUAACAAUGGGGGUUACAUUAGUAGUAAUGUUGUCUUAUUUAAAAGGAAUCGUAUAUUAUAUAACAUCCGUCACUAUCAUAGUAUUAUCACUUGCAUACGUCCUGGAUAAAGCAGUAAAAUCCUAUAAUUACGUCUCCGAAAAAUACCAGUUUAUACCUUUGGAGCUCCAGAUCGAAUUAAAUAUGGAUUCAGUCGAUUAA
This is a messenger RNA of Plasmodium vinckei vinckei, 1023 nucleotides long. Its product is annotated as Plasmodium exported protein, unknown function. Lineage: Eukaryota; Apicomplexa; Aconoidasida; Haemosporida; Plasmodiidae. The record is from RefSeq and is a predicted model, not a curated record. The coding region runs from base 1 to 1023 and encodes 340 amino acids. The transcript has 2 exons.